GUUAGUUGCUUAGCGUCAAACACAAACAAAAUUCCGGCUAAAAGUGGGAGGCAAUUUUAAGUCGUUUCACUAUGCAAUUCACCCUAAUUUUAAUAGUUUUCGGACUAGUUUUUAUGCGGAAUGUGCGAACUAUUAGUGUAGAUGAACAUGGCUAUAUUCUGUACUGUCCUUGCAUGGGUCGUUUCGGGAAUCAAGCCGAUCACUUCCUGGGAGCACUGGGAUUCGCCCACGGGUUAAAUCGAACGCUCGUUCUUCCGCCAUGGGUGGAAUACCGGAAAGGGGAGGCAAAAUCGAUUCAAGUUCCCUUCGACCAGUACUUCCAGGUGGCAGCACUGAGCGAGUAUCAUAAAGUGAUAACAAUGGAGAAUUUUAUGACGCAGCUGGCUCCAGCGCUGUGGCCCCCCGCAGAGCGAGUUUCGUUCUGUUACACCGAACGAAUGGGACUCGACGGUCGUGUGAACGGAAGUUGUAACGCCAAAAGUGGCAAUCCGUUUGGCCCGUUCUGGGAUACGUUCAGUGUAGAUUUUGCCAAAUCUGAAUUUUUCGGGCCAAAGCUAAACUACGAUGUGUAUCACCAUGAUAUGGCGAGUAAAUGGACUGAAAAGUAUCCAGCUGACAAAUGGCCUGUGAUAGCAUUCACCGGUGCCCCGGCCAGUUUUCCCAUCCAGAGAGAAAAUCGUGAGCUGCACCAAUACUUGAGAUGGUCCGUUAAAAUAGAAAAUGCAGCACGCGAUUUCAUCAGAAGUUCGUUGCCCAAAGGAGCCUUUAUGGGAAUUCAUCUGAGAAACGGGCUGGAUUGGGUACGUGCGUGUGACCAUGUGAAAGAAAGUGCUAAUCUUUUCUCCUCCCCCCAAUGCCUCGGCUAUCGGAAUGAGAAAGGAUCCCUGACGUUGGACAUGUGCCUCCCCUCGAAGGACAUAAUUAUUCGCCAAAUCAAGCGUCAAAUAAAAAACCACAAGGAAGCCUACAAAAACAACGACAUCAAAUCGAUUUUCGUUGCUUCCGACAGCAAUCAUAUGAUUCACGAUCUCAACGAGGCGUUGAAACGGAUGAAUGUGACCGUCGUGAAAUUAUCGGAAAAUAAUCCCCACGUGGAUCUGGCCAUUCUCGGGAUGUCGAAUCAUUUUAUAGGAAACUGUGUCUCAUCGUAUUCUGCGUUUGUGAAGCGGGAACGAGACGCCAAGGGUUUCCCGUCCUCGUUUUGGGCCUUCCCCGCCGAGAAACACUCGCUCAAGGCUACGAAUGCUGGGCUGACGCACGAAGAGCUGUGAUGAUGAUGGCUUUGAAGCUAGCGCAAAGUGAGAUCAUUGAAUCAUUGAGCAAAUGAAAGACAAAAAAAAACAAGAUCGAAAACAAAACUAAAGUAUGGUUGUUUCAAGACUACUUGCGCGCGUGUGUGUGUAUUUGAUCAGAAGACUGUGACCGUGAUGAUUGCAACAUACGAUUGAUCUCGGUUGGCUCCCUUUCUCAUCGCCAUUCGUUUUAUUUGAAGUUUCGAAAGAGUUGCUGAGAGAGUACUGCUUGCGAAUUCAGGCAGCUUCAGGUAUUAAAUUUUUUUUUCUUUAUUUUUAAUUUACAGUUAAGUAUAGAUAUUGACAUUCUUGUAUCGACUACAUGUGUCAAGUUUCAUCACACGAAUGUGUCGAGAACAAGACAGGUAAUUCUUUCCUUUUUUUUGCAUUUGUACAUUGCAUUUUUUACGAAUUUUACUUGUAAGAAGGAAAUGAUUGAUAAAUGUGAUUCAACAAAUA
Toxorhynchites rutilus septentrionalis is the source of this 1751-nucleotide messenger RNA. Its product is annotated as GDP-fucose protein O-fucosyltransferase 1. The record is from RefSeq and is a predicted model, not a curated record. Gene Ontology annotation, biological process: Notch signaling pathway; protein O-linked glycosylation via fucose. Bases 72 to 1271 code for a protein of 399 amino acids. NCBI's taxonomy places the organism in Eukaryota, Metazoa, Arthropoda, Insecta, Diptera, Culicidae. The transcript has 2 exons. Gene Ontology annotation, molecular function: peptide-O-fucosyltransferase activity.